GAACUGAAAUUUAGUAUCGGAUUCCCAGAGGUCAGUAGAAAAAAGAAAAAAAAAAAGGGGGAAAUCAAGCAACAUGACUUCUUGCUGCUAAACCAUGUCUGCUCCAUCCGAUAUUGGCGCGGCGUUUCUUAUAGACCAUGGCGCAACAGACUAACACUCCAGCCCCAGCAAGGACUCCAAUUGCUAUUCCUGCCUUCUUUCUGCCUCUGAGCGCACUUGAGAACCCUUUUGGAUUUCAUGGCAGCUUGGAUAUUGGAGGAGGCGGAAAUGAUGUCAAUGGUGGCGACAGAGAUGGUGGUUGAGAAUCAGGUAAGGGUAAACCAGCAACUGGGCUUGAUGCGGGUCCCUGUUGAGACGUAGAUAAUGCAUUGUGAAGAUAAAGUAAAAUGGUAAAGCAGUUCACAGGAAGUUGCCAUGGGAAUCAAGCAAUGUAACUCAAGUUCGGAAGAACAGGGUAAACAGAGAAACCUGAAUCAGACAGAGGAGAAACUUGGCGAGAAUUAAAGUUUGUUAAGCUUG
This is a messenger RNA of Rubroshorea leprosula, 519 nucleotides long. The record is from the annotation of a GenBank genome assembly. NCBI's taxonomy places the organism in Eukaryota, Viridiplantae, Streptophyta, Magnoliopsida, Malvales, Dipterocarpaceae.